Molecule: messenger RNA, 1910 nt
Organism: Acaromyces ingoldii
Lineage: Eukaryota; Fungi; Basidiomycota; Exobasidiomycetes; Exobasidiales; Cryptobasidiaceae
Product: PLC-like phosphodiesterase
Exons: 7
Coding region: 40-1791 (583 amino acids)
Biological process (GO): phosphatidylinositol-mediated signaling; lipid metabolic process
Molecular function (GO): phosphatidylinositol-4,5-bisphosphate phospholipase C activity
Source: RefSeq, a predicted model, not a curated record
AUAGUAGUCGUCAGCACGAGCAAAAAGAGACUCCAAGCCAUGUCGGGCCAACGCGAACAGGAGGAGGCCCCCGGGAUCCCAACACACAGAUUUGCCAAGUUCAACCCAUUCCGAGAUGCCGACGACGAAGGCGGCGAUGAGCUGGGCCAGGAGGUGGACCCCAACUCGAUUGCUGGUGGUGGACAUGCCAUUGGCGGACAGGGCGACGUCGAGGCGCGCAAGAAGCUCCGCGUCAGCCAUGCCCUCCGCUCCUUUUUGGCAAAGGUGGGCGAGAUCAAGGAGGCCGACAUCGGCGGCGACGACAGCGAAGAGGUCUCGUCGCCCGCCGUGCAGGCCAUCCUCGCCCGUCCCCAGAUUGUCCAUCCGGCCUACGUCAACGACCGUGACCACCCACUGGCAGAGUACUACAUUAGUUCUUCGCACAAUACUUACCUCGUCGCCAAACAGCUCUAUGGAAAGGCAGACAGCAUGAGCUACAAGCACCACCUCUCAGCCGGCGCCCGCUGCGUCGAGAUUGAUGCCUGGGAUGAUGACAAGAACAAGGAGGAGCCCAAAGUUACGCACGGCUACACCCUCACCGAGCACAUCCCCUUCCGUCAGGUCUGUCAGUCAAUCAACAGCGCCAUGGAGGAGGAGCUCGCUGCUGCCAAGGCAGCGCCCAACCAGCUGGGCCCAGCGCCCAUCUUCAUCUCGCUUGAGAAUCACUGCAUCCCGGCAGGGCAGGAACGUCUGGCUGCCAUCAUGCGCGAGGAAUUUGGCGACAAGCUCAUCACGGAGCAUCUUCACACCGACGGCACCGAGAUCAAACUCUCGGAGCUCACCGGCCGCAUCCUCGUCAUGGUCGAGUACUACGGCCUGAAUGAGAAGGAUGCGGCCGAAGCCACCGCUGAAGACGACUCCUCGGACGACGAAGACACCAAGAACAUGCGCGAGAGAAAGCGACAGGCCAAGCCAUCAAAGAUUGUUCCUGAACUGUCGGCGCUGGGUGUGUAUGCGCAGAGCAUGAAGCCCCAGGACGAUGCAUGGCUCAAGGGCGACCUCAAGGAGCCCCAGAACCAUCUCGUCAACAUGGAGGAGCGUGCCGUGCAGGCCCUCAUCGCGGAGAAGCAUGGCGAGGAUGUGGGCAAGCACAAUGCCAAGCACCUGAUGCGCAUCUAUCCAAAGGGCAUGCGCAUCAACUCCAAGAACCUCAAUCCUGUGCCAUUCUGGAACGUCGGCGCCCAGGUGGCUGCGCUCAACUGGCAGACGUUUGAUGCCAGCAUGCAGCUCAAUGAGGCCCUCUUUGCCGGCACAGAUGGCUGGGUGUGGAAGCCGCCCAAGCUGAGGCAGCAGGCGGGCCCUGCACCAAAGGGCAAUGUGACGCUCAAGCUCGAGAUUGCCGGAGCCACCGAUCUGCCCGUACCAGAGGGACGUAGCAAGGAUAUCAAACCAUACGCGACCUGCACGCUGUAUCACCCCGACAGCAAAGACGGCAAGCCAGACAAGAAGAAGACGUCGCACUACCGCGUCCACAAGCACAAGCAGCUCUUUGGAAGGGAGCAGCCGCCGCCGACGAGUCCAAUCUGGGAGGAGCCCGAGGAGCUCAAGUGGACGUACGAGGAAAACGAGCUCGUGUUCCUCCGGAUCCUCAUCAAGAGUGACGAUGCAUUUGCUCGCAACCCAGCGUUCCUUACGGCCGCUGUCCGCCUGACGAGCAUCCCAACCGGAUGGCACUUUAUCCGCAUGCUCAACCUCCGCGGUCAAGAGACGGGCGCCACGCUCCUCGCUCGCUUCACGAAAGAGGUCUCCUGAUUCUAUGCCGUCUGCCUCUGCUGUACAAGUCUGAACUGUGCGCUGUUCUUGUCAUUAUGUAGCUUUUGUAGAGAGAUUUGCGCUGUUUGUGACGAUGAAUUCGAGCAUUGACGAGAAUU